Peronospora farinosa is the source of this 519-nucleotide messenger RNA. Lineage: Eukaryota; Oomycota; Peronosporomycetes; Peronosporales; Peronosporaceae. The record is from the annotation of a GenBank genome assembly.
AUGGGCGAGUUUGUUCCAAGUGGGGUGAUUGAAAAGGCUUCACUUCAUGACAUGAUCUACGUUGCGUGUCCUAAAUGCUUUACCUCCAUGACUUCCAAGUUGGUUUCGAAUGAGAGAUCAGGUAUUGAACUAGUGCAAGUACAAUGUUCUUCCUGUAGGACAAUUACUUGUUUGGAUGAGUUACAAGUGAAAUAUCGAUUGAAGCUUCAGCUACUCUAUGGAUCAACUAUUGUUGAUGGAAUACUAUUUGACGAAGCAGUCGAGUCAUUCCUUGGCGUUUCAGCUUUCAAGAUGAAGAAAGACAUUAUUCCCAUGUAUCCAAACAUAUCUCAACUACUGGAAGAAUUGCUGCUUGGAUUACGUGUCUCUUUUUAUUUGCAACGUCCAGCUCCUAAACGUAACGCCCAUGACGUCCAGUUUGUACGCGACCUCAAAAUCACUCAGAUUAAACCUCUCAUGCCUCAGCUUUUACCCGAGCCUGCAGUACUAUUUGCUAUCAAACUACUACAAGAGAAUUAA